This is a messenger RNA of Tetranychus urticae (two-spotted spider mite), 12759 nucleotides long. The record is from RefSeq and is a predicted model, not a curated record. Lineage: Eukaryota; Metazoa; Arthropoda; Arachnida; Trombidiformes; Tetranychidae.
UUUAGUUAGUUUGGGCAACUCAAGCUUGUCGCAAAGUAAAGGAAAACCAGAAAACCAACUAAAACAACAUACAGCAAAAAAUAAUGUUGAAACCUUAAGCUAAAUAAUAAGAAAACUAUGUCCUUAGCUUGUAUCUUUUUUUUAAUAGUAAUCAAUUACGUUAUUUAAUUUUUUUUUCUCUGCUUGUGUAAAUGGUUCGUGAGACUCGACAUCUGCAGAUCGGCAAUUUGCCGGAUAAUAUCUCGGAAUCUAAAAUUGUGGACCAUUUUAGCAGAUAUGGAACAGUACAACGUGUAAAGAUAUUGAGUGGAAAAUGUGAUAAUUUAAGUGCAACCGUAUCUUUCAUUGAUAUCCGAGCAGCCUCCAAAGCCCAUAAUUCGGAAAAUAGAUUGGAGAACAGAAAUUUGUGGACAAAAUAUUAUGAGCCACCUUUUUCUUCGUCAACAACAACCACAUCAUCUACCAUUGUUCAACAGCAGCAACCCUUGCCUACACCAGGAUCUGAUUCUUCAGCAACAUUUAAGGAUGAUCGUCCACUUGGUAUUUGUAUAAGAAAUUUGCCCAUCAGAUCCACAGAUUCUAGUUUAAAAGAUGGAUUAUUCCAUGAAUAUAAGAAACACGGUAAAGUAAUUGGUGUAAAGGUGACCGGCCAAGGAACUGAUCGGGUUGCUGUUGUUUCAUUUAAGAAAGCAGAAGAUGUCGAGAAAGCUUUAGAGGUCUCAAAAAACAAAUUAUUCUUCGGAUGCAAGAUUGAAGUUACACCUCAUGAAGGGUUGGAUGCUGAAGAUAAUGAUUUUCGUCCAUUGGAAGCUGAAUUAGAUGAAUAUCAUCCAAAAGCUACGAGAACUUUAUUUGUUGGUAAUUUAGAGAAAGAUAUAACCACACAAGAAUUACGAUCUCAUUUUGAAAUUUUCGGUGAAAUCAUUGAGAUAGAUAUUAAAAAACAAGGAACCUCAACCUACGCUUUCAUCCAGUAUUCCGAUAUAUCUAGUGUAGUUAAGGGUAUGCGGAAACUGGAUGGUGAAAACCUUGGUGCCAAUCGGAUUAAAUUGGGCUUUGGUAAAUCAAUGCCCACCAAUUGUGUCUGGCUUCAUGGUAUUUCAGAAUCUACAUCAGAUAAAUGUUUGUUUCGUCAAUGUUCACGCUUUGGCACCGUUGUUUCAUUAACAGUGGAUAGGGAAAGGGGAAAGUGUCUUGUAUGUUAUGAAUCAGUUGAAUCUGCUUCUAAUGCAGUCACUGAUCUGAAGGGUCGCCUAUUUAAUGGUAGACGUCUUCAGGUUGAUUUUGCAUCUCGUGAAUGUCAAAAAUUAUUUUUUGAGAAGUCUUACCUGAGUCAAUGGUCAAAGUACCCCGAGUACCCUGAUGUCUUAAUUCCAUUGGAUACCAGUGAUGUGAUUAAAGUUAAUAAUAAAAAAUUAUUCUCAUCAACUUCCGGUAGUGUUAAAUCUAAAACCGGAAUAGGUGUUCAUGGUGCUAAAGAAACCAGUGCAAUUCCAUUGAAAACGGUUGAUGCAACAUCAUCCAUGAUCAACAGAAGUUUAACCGAUCCUCGUCGUCAAUCUUCAACUGUCCAUCAUCAUUUAAAUUCCUUAUCCUCUAGUGAGGUUCCCACUUCGUCGACGCCAACAUCCACAGGUAAUAAUAAUGUUAAUAAUAAUAAUAGUAAUAAUAUUGUUGGUGUUAUAAGUGGUAAUCAUACUUCGUCUGUGACCAAUCCAUCAAUCUCAUCAUCCGGUCCAUCCUCUUUGGAAUCAAUAAAAUCAAUUGAUGAUUAUUCUUUAUCUACACUCCAACAGCUACUGGGAAAUCAAGUCAACACAAGUCACCAUUAUCCGAUAUCGAUUUCGAGAUUGGAGCAUAUUAAUGAAAAAUAUGAACCAAAAGAGACGACAUCAACAGUAUCUUUUUCUAGUGUUGGAGAAGCGAGUGGUUCCUCUUUGAAACCAGCCUUUCGAACCAAAGCAGCCGCCAAAGAGUUUUCAACAUCUCUCGACGAAAAGUCAUCUUCAUCAUCUUUAUCGAGUUCAACUGUUGAAUCAAAGCUUCACCAUUAUCAAUCAACAUCGUCUUAUUUGCAUGACUCCAAAGCUCACCAUCACCAUCCAUCGUCACUGUUUACGCGUAAACUUUCUGAACCAGGGAAACUUAGCUCGAUUGAUAAGUCAAAAUCAGGAAACUGUACACCAAGCACUCCAAAUACUCCGCAAUCUGCUCCAGCUCGGUGUAAUUCAUUCUCACCCUUUUCAACCUCAAUCACAUCAUUGUCGUCAUUAUCUACAACAAUAACAACAAUAACAACAACGACGGCAACAACAACUGGAGCCUCAACCGCCUCUUCAUUGACCUGCUCAAAUCUUCCGCCAACCUCCUCUCGUCUUGGCUCAAUCUCAUCAUCAGGCUCAUCCUUGACUGCGUCGGCGGUAUCCUCAUUAUCAUCCUCAGGAUCCUCACCAUCCGUUGCUCCUAAUCUUCUUAAUAGGGCAUCAUCCUGUUCAACCAGUAAUUUAUCUGGUUUAUCAACUGUUUCAUCUAGUACGGUUAAAAAGGAUAAUAUCGGGUUAAAUAAUGUUUCAAGUAGCAGUAGGAAUGAUGCACGUCGAUUAUCAGCCUCAUCUGAUCUCCGACAAGGUAACAGUAAAAAAGACAAUACAAUUGGAUCAAACCAAAGAAAAGAUUUGCUCAGUGGGAGCUCAUCCACAUCAAACUCAACCAGUUACACAUCAUCAUAUGUUAAUAAUUUGUCUCAUCAUGAAUCAACUAGCUCAAUACCUAAACGGUCAAAUCAAAUUCAUCAUUCAUCUUCUCUUUCUUCUUCAUCUUCCACAUCGAUAUUUGGUCCAAAUGUGAAAUCUCUUAGUAGAAAUGAUCUCAAAAAGACAACAGAAACAUUGUCCAGUGCAACUUACAAUCGUCACUCUUCCAGUGAUGAUGUAGACCAAGAUUCUGACAAUCAUUUAACCUCCUCUGGAGGUACCAAUAUCAGUCAUGAGCCUGGUAAUGUUGCACGUAAAGGUGAUAAAACUAAGUCACAUUCAAAAGAAGACAAAAGUGAUUCAAAAGAAUCUAUUAAUAUAGGUUCAUCAUUUCUUGCAUCUUCUUCAUCAUCAUCCAAUACCAAUAAUAGUUUACAUUUUCCAAAGAAACAUGAUAAAGAAAGGAAAAGUUCACAUAACAAUAGUGGAAAUGAUGGUAUAAAUAUUGGUUUGAGCAAGUUAAAUGACAAAUCUCGAGCUAGUGGAGACAUUCCUGGCAAUAACAAUAACAAAUCUGGUAAAGAGGAGAAAAAGAUGUUCAAAAAAGAAGGUAAAAUACACAAGGGAACCGAUUCAUCUAUUAAUAAAGAAAGGGUUAAAUUAAAGUCGCAAUCAUCAUCAUCAUCUUCAUCUACUUCAGGGAAUCUGCAACAUCAAGAUAAACGAAGUUGUUUUGAAGGUAAAGAAAAAUCUAAAGAGAAGAGUGGAUUCAAGAAAGAGAAGGAUAAAAAUCGAGAAAAGAAUGGUAAAGGAGGAGAAAAGGAGGGAAAGGUAUCAAAAGACAGAGAAAAGGACAGAGAAAAGAAGACUCAAGAGGAAAGAGAUCGUGAAAUGGCUGAGAGGGAAGAGAAGAAGCAGCUUGCCCGUUAUCGAUCGGAAAUGAAAAAACUGGGAAUAACAGAUGAUGAACCAAUUUACUUUUCAAUGUAUGAUAAAGUGAAAGCUCGAUCAAGUCACAAUCAAAGUUUGAAAGAGGCCAAUAAAGAUAUGGAUGCGAUGAGGUCAAAGUUUGAUGUGCUUAAGCAGAGUCGAGCUAAAAAAGAGGAUCGAGGUUCACGUAAUACUGACUCAGACUCAGAUGAUUCUGAUUCUGAUGAGGGAGGAGCUGGAAGUGGUGCUGAUAGAUCUGGAAUGGAAAUAAUCCGUCAACGAAGAGCAUCAUCGGCAGCUGCAUCAACAACUCCAUUAACAACAAGCACAACGACACCUUCAUCGUCAUCUUUACCAACUCCAUCAUUACCUGCAACUGCUUCAACAACAACAACAACAACAACUACAUCAUCAUCAGUAACAGCGUCCUCUUCCUCUUCCUCAUCCUUGAACCGUUUAAAAUCUAAAUCAAAUUCUGGUGCUAAAAAGAGAAAAUUAAUCAUUGAAAGUUCUCCUUCAUCAUCAGAUAAUGAUGAUGAUAUGGAGGAUGAUGGUCCAUCUGGUAUUAAUGCAACCUUAAUUGCUGGUAAUUCCUCGAGUAGUUCAAAGGUGGCAAAGAAGGCCAAGAAAAGUGUCCCUCCUAAACCACUUGACUCUGAUUCUGAUUCUGAAUUUGGAUUUGAAGCUUUAUUAGCUUCUGCCAUGAAAAACUCUGCUCACUCAUCAUCCACCUCCAAGAAAACCAAAGACCUAAUUUACUCAAGUGAUAGUGAUGAUGAAAUCUCAAUGACUUCACCACGUUAUAAUAAGCCUAAGCCUUCACAUAAAUUAACAGAGGAUAGUUCAGACGAAGAGAUCACAACCAAACCCAAGAUACCAAAGAAAUUCAAGAAGGAAAAUAGUAAUGGUUCUACUCAUUCUAACAAUAAACACAAAAAGUCAAGUAAAGAUGGUUCAGUUGAGGUUAAAGUGAAAGAAGAGAAAAUGGAUGAUCGUCCUGAGAGACAUGAGAAUGAAGAUAAUGAAUCAACAAGCAAAAGUUUAAUGUCAUCGAAAGAUGAUAAAAAAGAAGGGCCCAUUGCUGCAACAUCAUCAUCGUCUUCCAACCAUCCAUUGUCUACAUCUUCAUCUAAAUGGUCAUCUCUAUCAUCGAGUCAUCAUCAUCAUAAAAGUGAUAAUUCAUCCAGUAAGGAUAAAAGUGAUGAUAAGAUAGCGAAAAAGAAAUUAAAACUAUCUAAAGAAAAGGAAAAAGAUCGAGGUGAUAGAGAAGAUGAGAAACAUUCAACAUCGAUCUCAAAGGUUCGCUCAGAGGAUAGAGACAAUGAUGGGCCAACAUCUAUCAAACGAAGUAAGGAAGAUAAAAAGUUGAAGGAAAGAUCCAAAGAAAAUAAAGAUGGCCAUUUGGAAAAGGUUAAAGAGAAGAGUCAUGAGAAGAAGAGUCAUGAUAAAAAUCAUGACAAACAUGAUAAGGUACAUGAUAAACUUCAUGAUGCAGUGUUGACUAAAUCGGAUAAAGAUGUUGACAACAAAUUAACAACUGGACCAGUAACAUCGUUUGGUAACCACGAGAAGAAUGUUAGUGAUAAAAUUGAGAAACGACGACUUCAAUCAAUGUCCAGUGGACUUGGUGAUGAUUUUGAUGAAAGCAAAGAGAAGAGUAAAAAGAAAAAGAAAAAGGUAAAAAGUGUUAAAUCAAAGGAUAAGGAUAAACGACACAAAGAACGUAGUUGCAGUGAAUCAUCAUCUCGUGAAAAGUCUUCAGCCAAAUUUGAAAAUGAUUACAAAUUGGAAUCUGAUGCUGACCUUAGGUCAGAUGCAUCUGAUUUUGAGCAGAGUCUCCAAAGGAUAGAGAAAAUUGUUAGUCAAGCGGAUUGUGAACCUGAACCACCAUCUCGGGUAACAGUGUUGAAAUGUGGUCCUGAAAAUAGUGAUAAAUUAACAGUUUCAACUGUUUGUGCCACCUCAUCAUCUAUUUGGGAUAAUCAUUCAAUCAGCUCAAUUAAAUCAACUGCAUCCAAACAUGAGGAUCAUGUGUCUACCAAAUCUCUGUCUCACAAUUUGGAUCGUUUAAGUGAUCACUCUUUAAGUGGAAGUGUAUUAAGUGAAAAAUCAAAUAAGCCCAAUAAAAAAUGGCUUAAAGAAGUGAAUGCCAAUAAUAACAGUGGAAAUAUUUUGACAUCAACAUCAAUGGAAUCAUCAUUGCAUGGGAAGGAGGGUAAAGAAGUCAGUGAGAGUCACCAUUCACAUCAUCAUCAUUACCAUCAUGGUAAAGAUGGUCUUACCAUGGAAACAACUGGAUUAGGAGUAAUAAGCGGAGGUAAGAAGAAAGAAAAAGAUAAUAAGGUUAAAUCUAGUUCUAGCAAUAAUAAUGAGGAAAGAAAGAAGUCUAAAAAGAUGAAAGAUCGAGAUCGAUUGUCAUCUUCAUCUUUAUCAACUUCAAGUCAUAAUGAGAAGGAGGCUAAUAAAGAGAAAGAAAAGGAAAUUGGUGGACAUAGGAAGUCAACAUUUAUUGGAGAAGAAAAGAGAUUUGAAAAAGAUAGGAUGAUGGAAAAAGAAACAAUGAGAGAGAAAAUAUUGAGUGAAACCAAGGUGAAACUGGAAUUAUCAUCAUCGUCAUCAUCUUCUUCUUCAUCAUCAUCAUCAGCAGCUCCAACAACAACAACUACUACAGCAGCAGCAACAGAAACAACAACAACAUCAACUUCAACUUCAACAACAACUACAACUACAUCAGUGACUGUUGUUGAGGGUAAAACGCAUAAUGAAAAACCGGUUAUGAAAGAAGAAAAGAAAGAUGAUGAACACAAAGUUGUUGGUUCAGUGAAACGAGUCAAGAGCCCAUCUCCAUUGAAAAAGUUAUCCAAUGUUGGUUCUAUCAGUGAUUUAAUGGUGGAGAAGAAAGGUGCACCAGGAUUGGGUGAAACUGGUGAACCUGUUAAAGAUAAAUAUCAACAUCAGCGACUUUCUUCUUUGACUAAUGAAGAAGAUGAUCUUGAGACAAGAGAACAGGCUCGUCUUCUUGAGAAAGCCAUCUAUAACAGUCAUUCAUCAGAAGAGAACAGUGUUGAUGAUUUUACUAGUCUACAUUCAACUCACAAUUCAAGCUCUUCAGGUUUGAAGGUAGCCUCUGGUCCGUCUGCUUUAUCUAAAGAAGAGAAGAUAAUUAGGGAGAGAAGGUUUGAAGAAGAGGCAGCCAUUGAAACUCAAAGGUUGGUAGAAGAGUUGAAGGCAGAUGAAAGCUGGAAUCAUUUCAAAGAACCUAAAGGACUUUUCGAUGAACUUAUCGUUCCCUGUUCUAAAAAAGAUGAUGAACUUUCUAAACCUGUUAUGGAAGAUGAACGACGAAUCCUCGAAUCUAACAUAUUUGGUGCCAUUCCAAGUGGUCCUGAGAGUAAGGUAACAUUUCCACACCAUCUUCAUCAUCCAUCCAUUCUUAACGUUGAUCCCUUCAAGGUUGACGAUGUUAAAGAAUGUGAAAUUGAUGAUCAGCGAAAGAUUGAAGAUGACCUCGCUGUAUCAGCUCUUCUUCAAGAGAUGAAUGUUGAAUCUAUUCCUGAACUUACCAAAGAACCAGAACAGUACAUUGAACGUAUUGCUUCACCAACUGAACCCGAAAUUGACAUGGCUUACAUGGUUGCCGAUGAAGAUGCACCACUUCAAAUUGCCGAAGAAUCAGAUGAUAGUUCGAUUGCUAAAUUGGACGAUCAAACUGAAAAUAAUGCAGCCAUUAAUAGCAUCAGUUCAUCAAUAGUCAACUUCAAAGACAACAACACAAGUAGCAGUAGUAUUGAUAAUAACAUUAGUGGGAUCAGUACGAGCUCAUUUACCUCAUUACCAUCAACUGGAGCCAGUUCACUCAAUAGCUCAAGCAAACCUAUUGCUUCUAGUCCCAUUCAUGGCUCUGCUACAAGUCAAUGUAAAGAAGAAAAAGAAAGCAUCAAAAAUGUCGAAACUGGAAAGUUCUUGCCAUCAACACUUUCAUCUUCCUCACCUUCAUCAUCAUCAUCAUUCUCAUCUUCCUCUUCAUCCUCAUCACUUUCAGAGGGUGAACACACAGAUAAUCAUAACCAGAGGAAAAUUGCCGAUGAUCUUGCUGAUACUGUUGUUGAUUUACCAUCAACAACAACAACAACUACAACAACUUGUUCUGUAAAUUCUGUCACAACUUGUUCUGCUUCUACUGGAACCUCCAUCUUGGAAAAUGAGAUUAUGAAAGAAGAAAAGAAAUACUCUGAAGAUGAAAAAAGUUUAUCAUCCGCAUCAUUAUCAUCAUCAAUUGUAAAAACAACCUCAGCUCAACCAAUUUUAACAACAUUACCAUCGACAACAGUAAACACCAUCUUGUCAUCAACAUCAACAUCAUUAACAACAAUAACAACAGUAACUCCAACUUUACCCACCACCAUUCCAACAGCAGCACCAACGCCACCAUCAACUACAUUAUCAAUAUCAUCAUCUUCCUCGUCAUCAAUUGUAUCCAGAAGAAGAAGCUCCUCCAAAUCGGAAGACAAGAAUAUAGAGUCAACUCUGUGCUCUGAAAAGAAGGAAGAUGAUGUUUCUGGUAUCAUUGGUAAAGAAAGUCCUAUUAAAGAGUCUAUCAGUCCUUUGGUUGAUACAAAUAGGCAAGAAGAGAGGCGACCAAGUGAAACAUCAUUAUCUUCCAAUUUAUACUUGGAUUCAAGUCAUAUUGAUUUGAAUGCCAGUGAAAAUGAUGGUUGCUUCGAUGAUGGUGAAGAAGGUAAUGAGAAAUUGAUCAUUGAUGAAACACCUUUAGUUGAUAAAAUACCAUCAACAUCGGAUUCACCAUUUCACCAUAGUGAAACUGGAGAAUCAUUUUUGGGUAAAACUGAGGAUGAUUCACAAGAUGUAUCUGAAAGUAAAACUGAUCAUCGUCAAAUCAGCCAAGAGGAUGAUUUCAGUCUGGUUGGUGUAAAUGAUGAUGAUAGCUGUAGUCGACCUGUUUUUGAUGAGCCAGCUUCUGAUGAUAGUAUGGACAACAAUGAAAGCAAAGCUAAAUUUAUCAGUGAAAAUAUAAUUGAUUCUCUUCUCUCUGAUGAUAAUCAAAAGAAACAACAACCUGAUACAGGCUCAGAUAGUUCAGAAAAGACUGAAUUGUUUGAUGACGAUUCACCAUCAGUUAAUGAGAUUGAUAGUAAAAGAGAAUCAUUGGAGGAAGGAGACAAUGAAGAUAAUACGUCAACAUCUAUGGUUGAGAAGGAAUUUAUUCUUGAAAGGAAUAAAAAGUGUUCAGAAUCAAUCGAUUUGGAUAACCUUGACUCGAAAACGAGCACCAGUUUGAAUGACUUUAAAUCAUCUAAACAAGAUGUUGACUCGGAAAAUGAUGCUGCAUCUGAAACUGAAUCAUUUGUAUUCAGUGUGUCAAAAGCAAAGUUGCAAAUGAAGAGAGAAUCAGGUUCAAGCUUGCCAAACAUAAAGAUUGAUUUGGCCAAAGAGUUAUCUUGUAAAUCUGAAGAGGAAAGUAAAGAUGAUCCAAGAGAUGAUAACAGUCGAUUGGAUGAUGAUGAUGAACGAGGUAAAGGGAGUCUUGAAAGACCCAGAAGAGGGAGGCGAGCCAAGACUCGUAAAUAUUCAGAAUCAUCGUUGCAGUUACCUCGCUAUGAAUCUGGUUGUUCCGAUUCUCAUACUGGUGAACCAGGCAGGAAAGGUAAAUCUCCCGUCUCUGAGCGACCAAAGAGACAUGUUCGUGGCUCUUAUUAUGGGUCAGAAUUUAAUUCCGAUGAUCAACAUUGUGCUGACAAUGAAUCUGCUUACUUGUCUGAUGAUGAGCCAAGCAUUUAUUUCAAUAAACAUCCAUUGAAUGAUCAACACAUUCAUGAUACCAGUUCUCAAGACAAGUCUGAUACUCGUAAGAAGAGAGGAAGAAGGAAAAAGGUUUCUGGUAAUGAAGGCCCGUCUAAAUCAUACGAAGUUGACAUUCCAUCCAAACACAAUAAGGAAAGAAUCUUUCUUUCCUUAUCGACAGUUUCUUCGUCCGAGAAACAAUCAACCGUUUCUAAUGAACCUCGAAAAUCAUUGUCACCCUACGAUGUUUUCGAGUUCAGAGAUUCAGAUGAAGAAGGACCACCGCCUCUUGAAUCUAUGCAUUCCUCAUCCAAUGCAUCUAAAAUUAUUGAUCACAAAGCACAAUAUCAACCGCAAGCUCAAUCAUCUCACCAUCAACACAAUCAUCACGCUCAAGCUCAAAGUUCAUCCAUUUCUUCUGUAUCAAAUGUAAUUCAAUCAGCAUCAGUAUCCAGUCACCAGUAUCAAAAUCAACAUUCACAUCACCAUUCAACUCAUUCAUCACAUUCAUCUUCAUUAUCCAGUUCAUCACACCACGUUAAUGAACUUAGUGAGAAAAAGACUGAAGAAACAAACAAGAAUGACCACAGUAAUGACACAACAAGCGGUAAAGAGUACGUUACUGAACUCAGUCAACAUGGGAAACUUUCAAUCACAAUUCGUUUGCAUUCUAAAGAAGGUCAAGACGGUAAAGAAGGUUCAAGCACUGCCGAGGUUGUUAAGACAAGUAAAGCUCUCCUACCUGACGAUGAUAAAAGUAAAGAUGAUAAAGAUGAAACUACUAACACUAGUGUCUCUAGUGUCAAUGAAAAUAGCAGCUCAGCUAUAAUAAAUAAAACAACAUUGACAAACUUGACAUCAAAUGCACAAUCAACACCAGUGAUUACCUCAUCUUCAUCCUCUGUUGCAACUGAUGCAUCAGCUUCAACAUUGUCUGGUGCUGCUGUUAAACCAACUCGUAAAUCUGCUCGGUUAAUGUCUCAAGCUAACAAGACUACUGUCGAUGAAAUUAUUGAAGAUGUUGUGAAAGGCGUUGGCUCAUACAGAUUAGAUUUAAGUAAAUCAUUCAAGAGAUCAACUCGUCUGAGCAAGAAAGCUGAUGAAAUUCAUGAGGAAGACGAAGAGUCAUUGCCUGAUUCUAAAAUGGAUUCUAUAGACAGUGAAGGUAAAGGUGAUUCCAAGAACGCUAUUCGUACUCUUCGUAUUACCAGAUCUCUUGCUAAAGGAGGCACCAGCUCAACAACAUCUACAUCACAGGCUGUUGAUUCAGAAACAACUGGUUCUACCAGUUCAUGCAAGGAUCUAAUCAUCGAAAAUAGUCAGAAACGUCCAACAUUACCUGUUCUCAAGGUUGAACUACCAAAAAUGCCAUCAUUUGGAAGAAUAAUUGAAAGAAAGUCUGACUCAUCAACAUCAUCAUCUCAAUUUAACGAUCAACAACUUAAACAGCAAUCUUCAACACCAUCAACGUCAACAACGUCAAUAUUGUCUGCUAACGUUUCAAUUCAGCAAAUUCACCAAACUCAGCCACAGAUUCAACAGCAAAUUCAACAGUCUCAACCUCUUAUUCAUAACCAACCACAGUCACAACCACAACCUCAGUCUCAAACUCAGCCGCAAUUACAGCCACAGCCACAAUUACAAGCUCAACCACAGUUGCAAUCUCAGUCCCAUCCUCAACCUCAAUCUCAACCUCAGUCACAACCACAACUGCAGAUACAGACACAAUCUCAGGCUCAAAUUCAACCAAAGAUACAAAUUCAGUCUGGACCUCAACCCCAACAAGUAGCAUCUACUACUUUAACUACACCGUUGACUGUUGCUGUUGCUGAUGAGUCUAAAUCAUCUCUCGCCAAAAUUAAUGAAAUUAAAACUGAAACUCAACCAACAGUUCAUCUUGAUGAGCGAGUACAGCACCAAGACAAACAACCUAAACCCACUAUUGCAGCACCUCUUGUGUCUCCCAAAGUCACUGUUGCAGAUAAUGUUGAAGUACAGAGAGUUCCGUUUAGUAAAAUUUUGGAUCGUAAAAUUGAAUCACAAUCAUUAUCUAAUCCAUCUAAUGACGACCAACAACAAAAGAAACCUCCUCAACCAGUUUCACAACCUUCUAUCCCAGUGUCUCUUGACAAUGGUGAUUUACCUAAAAUGCCACCUCUUGGUAAAAUUGUUGAAAGAAAAACUGAUUCAAUUCCAACUCCAGUGACAUCGCCUUUUCCUAAUGAACAAAAAGCACCACAUCAGCAACAACAAUCCUGCUCAUCUGCAUCGUCAUUGUUACCCACUAACAUUUCAACCGUGCAUAAUGUUGAAUUGCCAAAAGUACCGUUUGGUAAAAUAAAAGACAGAAAAAUUGAAUCGCCAAAUGCGGCUUAUCUUGCUGAACAACAACACCACCUUCACCAACAACAGCAACAACAGCAUCUUUUAUUACAGCAACAACAACAACACCAACAACACCAACAAAAGCAGCAACAGCUCCAGAACCAAUACCAACAAUCUCAACAACAAUUACAAUCGCAACUUCACCACCAACAGAAACAGCCGUUAGUACCAACAAAUGCUACAAUUCAACAACUUCAGCAUGCACAACAAAAGCAACAACCUACAGUAUCGGUUCAAUCCGCACUGUCUGUUAAUGUAUCGUCUACUCCUAAUGUUGAAUUGCCUAAAGUUCCAUUCGGUAAAAUUCAUGACAGAAAAACAAAUCCAACUCCACCACUCUUUACUAUUAGAACGAUAUCCCGUUCUGUGGCAAGGAUUAUUAGCACUUAAAAAUGACCAAGCAGCAGUUCAAAUGCACUUUGUUUCUGGCAAUCACAGAGUAGCUCAAUCAUCAUUACCUCAAGUAAUGGGUGAAGGUGGUACUCCACCAGUUCGAAUUGCCCAGCGAAUGAGGCUUGAGCAAUCACAAUUAGAAGUUGUUGCUCGUAAAAUGCAGAUGCAAGAUGAACAUGCCAUUCUUUUAGCUUUACCCACUGGUCGUGAUCACAUGGACAUUCUUCUCCAAUCAAAUAACUUACGAAAUGGUUUCAUAAAUUACCUUCAAAGUAAACAAGCAGCAGGCAUAGUCAACUCAAAUGCUCCAGGAUCUCAGCAGGCUGCUUAUGUUAUCCAUAUAUUCCCUUCAUGCGACUUUUCAAAUGAAAAUCUAGCCCGGAUUGCACCAGAUCUGUUUCAUAGCAUUGCGGAGAUUGCUCAUCUUCUUAUUAUAAUUGCUACCGUGUAAAAUAUUUCUACCAUCAUAAAAGAUGAUAAAGAUGAAUUUAUUGAUGAGGAUACAAAACAAAAAAUUCAGUGUACAAAUAAUAAAAAUAACAAAUUAAUCUCACAA